CGGACCCGGGAGCCCGAGGCGGCUGCAGCUUGCGGGACCCCGAGGACGCGGCCAUGCCGGGCGGGGCCGAGGCCGGGGAGGCCGAGGAGGACGCCGGGGCUGGCUCCGGGUCGGAGGCGGAGGAGGACGCGCUGUGGGAGCGGAUCGAGGGCGUCCGGCACCGCCUGACGCGCGCCCUGAACCCAGCCAAGCUCACGCCGUAUCUGCGCCAGUGCCGGGUCAUCGACGAGCAGGACGAGGAGGAGGUGCUGAGCACCUACCGCUUCCCGUGCCGCGUCAACCGCACCGGGCGCCUGAUGGACAUCUUACGCUGCCGGGGCAAGAGAGGCUACGAGGCGUUCCUGGAAGCCCUGGAGUUCUACUACCCCGAGCACUUCACGCUGCUCACCGGCCAGGAGCCUGCCCAGCGCUGCUCCAUGAUCCUGGAUGAGGAGGGGCCGGAGGGCCUGACCCAGUUCCUGAUGACAGAGGUGCGGCGGCUGCGGGACGCUCGCAAGAGCCAGCUGCAGCGGGAGCAGCAGCUGCAGGCCCGGGGCAGGGUGCUGGAGGAGGAGCGCGCCGGGCUGGAGCAGCGGCUGCGGGAGCAGCAGCAGGCUCAGGAGCGCUGGCAGCGGCUGCGGGAAGACUGGGAGGCGGGCAGCCUGGAGCUGCUGCGGCUCAAGGACGAGAACUACAUGAUCGCCAUGCGCCUGGCGCAGCUCAGCGAGGAGAAGAACUCAGCCGUGCUGCGCAGCCGUGACUUGCAGCUGGCGGUGGAUCAGCUCAAGCUCAAGGUGAGUCGGCUGGAGGAGGAGUGCUCCCUGCUGCGCAGGGCCAAGGGGCCGCCCCCCGGGGCCGAGGAGAAGGAGAAGGAGCCCGACAGCGCGGACCUGGUCUCGGAGCUUCGUGCUGAGAACCAGCGGCUCAUGGCGUCCCUGCAGGAGCUGCAGGAGGGGCUGCAGCAGGAGGCCAGCCGGCCAGGGGCCCCCGGCUCGGAGCGGAUCCUCCUGGACAUUCUGGAGCACGACUGGCGGGAGGCGCAGGACAGCAGGCAGGAGCUGUGCCAGAAGCUGAACGCCGUGCAGGGGGAGCUGCAGUGGGCGGAGGAGCUGCGGGAUAAGUACCUGCAGGAGAUGGAGGACCUGCGGCUGAAACACCGUACGCUGCAGAAGGACUGCGACCUGUACAAGCACCGCAUGGCCACCGUCCUGGCCCAGCUGGAGGAGAUCGAGAAGGAGCGGGACCAGGCCAUCCAGAGCCGCGACCGGGUGCAGCUGCAGUACUCCCAGAGCCUCAUCGAGAAGGACCAGUACCGCAAGCAGGUGCGUGGGCUGGAGGCCCAGCGGGACGAGCUGCUGACCACGCUCACCAGCCUGGAGGGUGCCAAGGCCCUGCUGGAGGCGCAGCUGCAGCGGGCCCAGAGCAGCGCCUGCCUCAAGGCCUGUGCCUCCUCCCACUCUUUGUGCUCCAACCUCAGCAGUACCUGGAGCCUGAGCGAGUUCCCUUCCCCACUGGGGGGCCCAGAUGCCGCCGGGGAGGCUGCCAUCGUGGGGGGAUCAGAGCCCCACACCUCGGAGGAGGCGAUGGAUAGCGAGAAGGAGAUCAACCGCCUCUCCAUCCUGCCCUUCCCCCCGAGUGCCGGCUCCAUCCUCCGCCGGCAGCGUGAGGAGGACCCUGCACCCCCUAAGAGGUCCUUCAGCAGCAUGUCGGACAUCACAGGGAGCGUGACACUUAAGCCUUGGUCCCCCGGCCUUUCCUCGUCCUCGUCCUCCGACAGUGUGUGGCCUUUGGGAAAGCCGGAUGGCUUCUUGGCCAGGGGCUGCGGCCUGGAUCUCAACAGGUCACUGGCCAUCCGAGUGUCCCGCAGGAGCCCCCCUGGGGGUCCUGAGCCGCAGGACAAGGGUCCAGAUGGCUUGCCACUCCUUGGGGACAGCUGGUCCGGGUUAGCGGUGCGGAGUGUGUUCUCUGGGCCUGGGUCUGCCAGGGUGGAGUCACGGGAGCCAAGGGUGGAGGCCGCUGGCCUGGAGGGGGCAGGCCAGGGAGGAGAGGCCCAGCAGAGAACCUUGCCCUGGACCCAGGUGUCCACACUCCCCUUCUUGAUCGACUCUAAAGCCUGCCAGUCCUUCCAUGAGGCCCUGGACGCCUGGGUGAAGGGGCCAGGCGCCGAACCCUUCUACAUCCGAGCCAACCUCACCCUGCCUGAGCGGGCAGACCCCCAUGCCCUGUGUGUGAAAGCCCAGGAGAUCCUGCGGCUGGUGGACCCAGUGUACAAACGGCGGCAGGAGUGGUUCUGCACGCGGGUGGACCCCCUGACGCUGCGGGACCUGGACCGGGGCACCGUGCCCAAUUACCAGAGAGCCCAGCAGCUCCUAGAAGUUCAAGAGAAAUGUCUGACCUCCAGCCGGCACCGCGGGCCUCGCAAUAAUCUGAAGAAGCGGGCCCUGGACCAGCUGCGGCUGGUGAAGCCUAAGCACGUAGGGAGUCCUGCAGGGGAUCCCCCGGAACAGCUGCUGCUGGAGCCCUGCUCGGAGCCAGAGCGGAGCCUCAAGCCCUACAGCCUGGUGCAGCCCCUGCUCGUGUCCACGCUGCGGCCCGUGGUGCUGUUGCCCGAGUGCCUGGCGCCCCGGCUCAUCCGCAACCUGCUGGACCUGCCCAGCUCCCGGCUGGACUUCCAAGUGUGCCCCGCGGAAAGUCUGGCUGGGGAGGACCAGGGCACAUCCUCGGCUCCCGGAGCCCCCAAGGCCCAGCCCGCUACCCCUGGCCUGGGCAGCAGGAUCCGCGCCAUCCAGGAGUCUGUCGGGAAGAAGAAGCACUGCCUUCUGGAGCUGGGCGUGCGAGGCGUGAGGGAGCUGGUCCAGAACGAGAUCUACCCCAUCGUCAUCCACGUGGAGGUGACCGAGAAGAACGUCCGGGAAGUCAGGGGGCUGCUGGGCCGGCCGGGCUGGCGGGACUCGGAGCUGCUGCGCCAGUGCCGCGGCUCGGAGCAGGUGCUCUGGGGGCUGCCUUGCUCCUGGGUGCAGGUGUCUGCCCACGCGUGGAGCCACUCGGAGGAGCUGGCCAAGGUGGUGCGCGGGCGCAUCCUGCAGGAGCAGGCCCGGCUCGUGUGGGUGGAGCGGGGCGGCGGCAGAGGCGGCCACGGCAGCAGCGAGGCCUGAGGGGCCGCCUGACGUCGUCCCUCGUCCAGAAGCCACCGGAGCGGGGGCCUUGGCGUGGCGGCGCGUCCUCGCCCUCCUGAGCCUCCUCCGACUCUGGGACUGCCAGCCGCUGGGCCUCAGCCCUGGCCCUCCUGCGGGGAGCCCACAGAAGCCCCACGCCGCGCCGGAACCCCCCCUCCUCAUACUUGCUGCUCUGGGCCACCCCGGGGCCCGCGUGUCUCCACCUCCCCGUUCUCGGGGUCAGCUCGUGACAUUUCUUGUGUACGGGUCCCCGCGGGGCACCCCGGUCCACUGUCUACCCUCCUGUUUUCUCCUCUGUGUCCACGGUUCUCUCCCAUGUAAAUGUCCCCCGUCCCCCUCCCCGUUGACACCUGGGCACCGACGAGUGUCCCUGUGAGCACACCCAGGACUAUGUUCUCACAGUGUCUGCUCCUCAUCCCGCCUCGCCUCUUGGGGGGACGGUGGGGGGCAGCUGCUGCAUCACCAGAAUGUACAGCUCGUGAAGUUUUAAACGGGCCUUUUACACUCAGAAGCUGCACAAUGCGGAACAUUAAAGUUUGUCAUAGA
Condylura cristata (star-nosed mole) is the source of this 3701-nucleotide messenger RNA. It is a transcript of the gene CARD10, whose product is annotated as caspase recruitment domain family, member 10. The transcript is spliced from 21 exons. Gene Ontology annotation, biological process: regulation of apoptotic process. The coding region runs from base 54 to 3134 and encodes 1026 amino acids. NCBI's taxonomy places the organism in Eukaryota, Metazoa, Chordata, Mammalia, Eulipotyphla, Talpidae. The record is from RefSeq and is a predicted model, not a curated record.